GAGGUGAAUCUAUCCUGUCUCCCAACUUGCAACGCAAAAGAGACAAAAUCGCGCGCACGAACGGAUGGAUCCGAUUGCCGCGGAGGGUUUCAUCUCAUCUCACCAGCCGCGUGUUUGGUUGGCGUGCUCACCAUAAGAUAAUCGUGCCAGCAUGUGCCUACCUUGCCGCCUGUGUACUCGAGAAUAUGCAGUCAUGUGCUGCUUACUUGGCUAUGGCACAAUGGCACAAGGUACACGAAGCUGGGCCAAGCAACAUACCUACCGUAGCACUUCAAUUAUAUGGUCAUGGCCAGAAACUGAUUUGCCUCUACACGACCAACGGCGCCAGAGUGCCAAUCUAUCAGUGCAUGCAGCUAGAGCUAGCUGUUGUGUGCUAGAGAUGAGAGAUCAUUGGAAGCUCGCGAAUAUGACACCUAGCUAGGCACCAUCCAAGGCCUUUGCGACUCUACAUCCAUUUGACUUGAUCUAACACGCGAGCCCGCUCCAACCUAAUCUCUCGGAUCAUGUCCCCCACUCUGAUUCUCCCACAACCCACACGUGCAACCACCGCUUGACAAGCUACCCUGCCUCCUAGCUUCUCCCUGCAUAUAUAUACCACCUCCACUUCGUCUCCUCUACACCACCCAAUCUUACACAUCUAGCACGAAGAAGCAGCAGCCAAGAUCCAGCCAAAUGGCUCCCAGCUUUGGUCGAUCCAUCUCUUUCCCUCUCACGCCGGGGAGGGCUUCCUCCAAGCCCCGCCACAGCCGCUCCAUCAGCCUACCGGCCCGCACCACCUCCUCCCACCCGCUCCUCGCUGAACUGAACACCCGCAUCGCCGCCGUCCGAUCAUUGACCCACUCCUCCCUCACGGCCAGCCUCACCCAGAUCCAUGCCCUCCACUCCGCCCUCGCCGACCUCUUGCUCCUUCAAGACCCGCAGGACGCGCUCCACCGGGCCACCAACGUCGGCGACCGCCUCCUGGACGCCUUCCUCCUCCUCGCCGACGCGCACCAGGGCUUCCAAGAGUGCCUCCUCGUCCUAAAACAUGCCGUGGCCGAGUCCAGCGCCGCGCUCCGGAGGGGUGACGCCGCCAGGGCCGCCUCCGCCACGAGGUCCCAGCGCAGAGCCGAGAAGGAGCUCGCCCGCCUCGCCGUGUCCGUCUCCUCCAAGUGCGCGCGCCUAAGCCUUGUCGGCACUGAGGAUGCCGAGAUGGCCGUUGCGCUCAUGGAGGCGGCUGCCGCGAGCUCCGCGGCCUCUGCUCUUGUGUUCUCCGCCGCCUCGUCCAUGUCAUCGUCUUCAGCGGCUUCAUCUUGCAAGAAGAUCACCUCCGUGUUCAGUUCUUUUGGCAAGAAAGCCACGGCGCCGGAGACGACGACCGAGCAGGCGCUGGAGAGGCUGCACGCGCUCGAGCAGUGUUUCGACGAGUGCGACGGACUCUGCGACAUGGUGUUCAGGAGCAUUGUGCAGACAAGGGUUUCGCUGCUCAACAUCAUGACGCCUACAAUCUAGAGAAUAGAGAUGUAGAAGAAACAACACACCUAUUAUCUAGGCCAUGUAAAUUGUACUGCACGAUGUACAUAUAUAUAUACGGAAAGAAAUUAGUACAGA
Molecule: messenger RNA, 1590 nt
Organism: Lolium perenne
Lineage: Eukaryota; Viridiplantae; Streptophyta; Magnoliopsida; Poales; Poaceae
Biological process (GO): root development; shoot system development
Source: RefSeq, a predicted model, not a curated record